This is a messenger RNA of Cuscuta campestris, 357 nucleotides long. The record is from the annotation of a GenBank genome assembly. Lineage: Eukaryota; Viridiplantae; Streptophyta; Magnoliopsida; Solanales; Convolvulaceae.
AUAAUCAGCAGCAAAACAUGGCUUUAUGAUCUCUUCAUGGAUCAAGAGUGGCUGGAUACACUGCAUAUGGAGGUUGGCAUGUUUUACUUGGAGGUGAAAGGAUUCAACUACAAGCUCACACAAACAUACUCAACUGUGACACCUUUUUUCCUGGAAUGUCUUAAGAGGCAUCAAGAUGACAUUGACAAGAAAAUUAAAACCAAAGAAGAUGUUGGAAGCGUUUCAAACUUGACAGCUGAAGUGUUUGGUUUUGCAAGAAAGUGUGCUUUCCCAUGGGCCCGAUCAGAUUUUGUAUAUAUGCCACUGAAUAUUGGGGGGCAUUGGGUGCUGCUGGUGUUAGCGGUGGAGUCCAAAAUA